Messenger RNA from Heterobilharzia americana, 2229 nucleotides. The record is from the annotation of a GenBank genome assembly. Lineage: Eukaryota; Metazoa; Platyhelminthes; Trematoda; Strigeidida; Schistosomatidae.
AUGUUACACAGUAUUCAGGUUGUCUGGUUAACAUGCUGUCUAAUAAUUCUAUCUCAAUAUUGUUGCGGUGUCGAAAUGAUUCGAGAAAAUGGAUAUUUUCGUAAAUUAGUUGAUGAGCAAUACAUUAAGUUGAAUAACUCAUUGAAUCAUCUACUUGUCAAUAAUCUCUACACCAACUUGAUUUUACCGAAAUCAGAAACAACAUGUUCACGAGAUCUUGGCCAUCUUAUCCUCGGAAUAAUUCAGAAAAAGAGUUGGGCGUUACAAUGGUUAGAUGCUUCAGCGCAUCCACCAGCAGGAAUUACAGGUGGUGCUAUGCAUUGGACUGGAAGUUAUGAUGUUUGUCUAACAUGUGCAGGAUAUAAUACAACAGGAGGGUUACAAUUCCAAGGAUCAUAUUGUACUAUGGUGUUUUACUUGAAUAUUUCAGUACCGAUUGUACCGCAGUUGACUACAACACUUGGACUUUGUAUGCCUAACUCGUGUACAAGUGAAGAGGUGAGAAGUAUUGUCAAUACAACUACAUACUUAUUAUUCCUUGAGAUGAGUCAGAAUGAAAGUUUCUGUCAUCGACCUGUUGAAGAUGUUGAUAAGGAUACAUGGUAUUAUAUCGCUGUAUCUGCAUGUUCAAUACUCACAAUACUUGUUGUAAAUGCUACUGUUAUUGAUCUGUUUUUAUACACCAAAUGGUGCAGAAGAAAUCAGGCCGAGAUAAGUUACACUGGGAUAAAUCAUAUCCAUGAAGAAAAUUCAAAUGAGAAUCUAGGCACCAGUGAAGAUAGCACCCAACGUUUAAUUGAAUCCGAUGGGAUUUUAUAUAAUGAGAAUCAAGUGAAUAGUAUACCGUCAGUUGGGGAAAAACACAACCAGACAUUUUUGGAAUAUCGAAAAUCUAUCCUAGAGAGGUAUCCUCCAAUCAAUGUUGUCUGUGCUUUUUCACUCCCAAUAAACUCUGUCAAACUAUAUGCACAACACAUUAAAGAAGAUACUGAGAAAGAUGAUGGAUCAAAUAGUAUAUCCCUUACAUUUCUUGAUGGAAUUCGAUUUUUAUCAAUGAUCUGGAUUAUUGCAGCACAUAUACUGCUACAUGGAUAUAAGUUAACAAAUAAUUUAAAGUCAUUGGCUGAAGAAUUUCAACACGUAUGGCUAUUUGGCAUAUAUUUUAAUGGACAUUUAUCAUCUGAUGUAUACUUCUUUAUGUCGGGUCUACUAAUGUGUUACAUAUGCCUGCAAAGGUUGUCUCAUGUCAGCGGUAUCAAAAAGCGCAUUCAGUUCUGGUCAAUGGUAGCAUUACAUCGUUUCAUCAGACUUACUCCGGCCUACUUGUUGACUAUAGUCAUCUUCACAGGUUUAUUAAACCACAUAUAUGAUGGACCAUUUUUUCCUCAAGACAUUCAUACACCUGUGAUGGCUAAUUGUCGAAACCACUGGUAUAUUUUGUACUUGAACAAUUUAAUUCAUUCAGAAAGUAUGUGUUUAAAAUGGUCUUGGUACAUUGCAAAUGAUAUACAAUUCACAAUUAUUCUGGCGCCAAUUUUUAUAACCUUACUUAUGUGGAAACGAAUAGCAGGAGUUAUUUUGGCCUUUUCACUAAUCACAACAUCUUGUGCUAUCACUUAUGUUGUAGCUUACAAUAAUUCCUAUAAUAUUAUGCAAAUAGCACAGGAUGAGAUCUAUGUUACACCGUAUACUCGUUGUGGAACAUACAUGAUUGGAAUGUUAACCGGUUGGCUAUUAAACGACUUUCCUAGAAUUAAAAUACGAAAAAUGCUCAAAAAUCAACUUCUACUCGGUUUAUGCGGUUGUUUAAUGAUUGCUUGUCUUUGUAUUUUACCAAUAUUUGGUUCAUAUGGUGUAUUAAGUGGAAUAUUACCUGAAAUGAGUCAGAGAACAGCAGCUUUUUAUUUGGCUUUAGAACGUGUAUCAUUUACUUUAGGAUUAGCAAUAUUAGUUUAUCUCUGUGCAGUUGGAUGGGCAAAACCCAUUUACAAUAUCUUCGCCUGGUCACUUUUUCGCGUACCAGCUCGUCUCACUUAUUGCGCUUAUUUAAUACAUCCAAUUAUUGUCACUAUUUUAAUCGAUGGAACUCAAACUCCGUUUAUCAUAGACCAAUUGAAAACUGUACAACUGACAGCUUCAAUAACAGUAUUUAGUUAUGUCAUGGCCUAUAUUGUUUCAAUGACAACAGAAUAUCCAGUAGCUGCUAUAGAAAACUAUCUUCGUCAUUAA